GUUGGUAUUGGCUUCCGCCGGACGCGCUCACUGGGAUGAUGGAGGAGGCUCCGAGGCAGCGCCUGAGGCUGAGACGCCGGAGGGCUCCUUCAGGGGACGGGCCCCACAGCGGCCGUCCCUGGUUUCUCCUGGAGGGCAACAGCGAGAGCGAGCGGCUCUGGAUCGAGCUGCUGCGCACUGUGAGCCCAAAUCUGACCCUGGAUGGCGAGCUGCCGCCGCUGCCUACCUUCCCCGGCCAGGAGUCCAGGGGCAGCCCAGAGCGCCCGGCGCCCCCCGAGGUCUUCACGGUCGGACCCAAGACCUUUUCCUGGACGCCCUUUCCACCGGCCCCGGCGGGCUCAGGCCACUCCCACGGGCCUCUCUGCGGGGCAGGAAGACGCCCGGAGUCCCCCACCAGGUCCCCUCAAGUACACCCUGCGCCUAGACCCAGGGGGACCCCCACCGCCAAGGAGCAGUCGGCUGUGGAGGGGGCCCUGGCCCUGCAGAGCUGCCCGAUGUGCCAGAAGGACUUCGCCCCGGAGUUGACCCAGCUGGACAUAGACGUCCACCUUGCUCAGUGCUUGGCAGAAAGCACUGAAGAUGUGUGCCUGAAACUGGGCUUCGCCACAGUGAGAGCUGAGACUACGUGUGGAACCCCUUUUCCUCACAGAUGCAGCAGCCAUCCUGUGUGGGCCGGGCAGACUAGCUCGGGGCAGUGUUUUUUUCCAGCCACAAGGACAGAUAAGGUUGGCUCACAUCUCACGCUGUUAAUUCCCCAAAGAGAGUGCCCAUUCCUUGUAUGGCUGCCAGUUGAGGGCACUGUCACUGUGCUGUCAUAUGUCUGUGUCCCUCAAGUCCUCAUCACCCCAAGGGGAUGGUGUCAGAAGGGGCCCUUGGGACAUAUCAAGUCAUGGGGAUGGGUGGUGCCUCACGAUUGGGUCACAGGGUUCUUCCACCUUGUGAGCAGGGGCUGCCCACAGUCCACAAGUGGCCCCAGAGCCUGACUGGUAUUGGAGUUGACACACACUGUCAGGGGCUCUGGGACCUCAGCACUGACUGGCAAGACUCGGAAGCAGCUUCUUCUCAAAGGAGGACUGGCAGCAGACGGUCCCGUCCUGUUGAGGCUGACAGUGUGGGUGGGAGAUGGGGCAAAUGCAUCUCUGCAGGGCCUCCUUCCAGUGCUGUCUGGCUGGGCUUGGGGCUGCUCAGUGCCAGUCACUGGCGCCUGCAGGGUCCAGGGCACCAGCCAGGGGGAGGGACAGGCGCCAUGUGAAAACUUGAGUAAUACCUAGAAAACCAAUCCCUAUUUUCCUUUCAAGCAUCUUCAAAAUGUCUUGACAGGCUAGGCGCCUGUGGCUCAAGUAGCUAAGGCGCCAGCCACGUACACCCAAGGUGGCGGGUUCGAAUCCGCCUGGGCCUG
This is a messenger RNA of Otolemur garnettii (small-eared galago), 1399 nucleotides long. RefSeq names its product Fanconi anemia core complex associated protein 20 (gene FAAP20). Gene Ontology annotation, biological process: DNA damage response. Lineage: Eukaryota; Metazoa; Chordata; Mammalia; Primates; Galagidae. The coding region runs from base 36 to 983 and encodes 315 amino acids. Gene Ontology annotation, molecular function: K63-linked polyubiquitin modification-dependent protein binding; ubiquitin binding. The transcript is spliced from 5 exons. The record is from RefSeq and is a predicted model, not a curated record.